Molecule: messenger RNA, 1728 nt
Organism: Beta vulgaris subsp. vulgaris (sugar beet)
Lineage: Eukaryota; Viridiplantae; Streptophyta; Magnoliopsida; Caryophyllales; Amaranthaceae
Product: F-box protein At3g03040-like
Exons: 6
Coding region: 169-1059 (296 amino acids)
Molecular function (GO): protein binding
Source: RefSeq, a predicted model, not a curated record
AUAGAAGCAGCCAGUACUAUUAGAUCAGUCAAACUCAAAACCCUCCCCGUCCAAAAAAAAAAAAAGAACUUAAAAAAAACUCCAAACACUCGCAAGCCGCAACGCUCUUACUCUCUCACUCUAUUCUCUCCCGCCAGUACCAGUUAUUUGUCGCAGCCUGUGAUCGUUAUGGUGGAAAAAAUGUGGCCUGCCUUGAAAUCUUGCAAGCAUGAGAGCUAUGAUGAGUUGGAUCAAUUGCCAGAUGAUCUUCUUCUGCUUAUAAUUUCCUUCUUAAUGAUGAAGCCAGCUGCAAGGACUAGUGUUGUUUCACACAAAUGGAAUCACCUGUGGCGAUGUUUCCCUGUUUUGGUUUUCGAAAGCUCCAGUGCAAUGCGUAGGAUGAUAGUUAGAAAUGAAGAAGCCAUUCUCCAAGAAAGAGCCAACUUUGUUAAGUGGGUUAAUGGAGUUCUGGAAUCUCAUUUGGGUCGAACUAUAGAUGAGAUGAGGGUGGCCUUUCAUUUAGACAGCAAGUGUCAAGCUCAUAUAGAUAAGUGGGUUGUUUUCGCAUUAGCAAAACAAGUGAAAAGACUUAAAUUGGACAUCACAACAUUAUUAGACUUUGGGCACGGUUAUUCAUUUCCCAAAUGGAAUAUGUCUCUAUAUCAGACACAUAAUGUAUCUUGCCUACGUUAUUUGUGUCUUCAAUAUGUGGACAUAACUACCGAAGACGUUGAUUAUCUUUUGUGUACCUGCGUGUUCCUUGAGGAUUUGUCCAUAAUAAGUUCACAAUCUUUAAGCUAUGUAAGAUCAGCUUGUAGUUCACCUCUGCAAUUGAAACACUUAACGGUGGCUGCCUGUCGCCAAUUGCGAACCAUUGAUAUUUUGGCCCCGAAGCUUUUGUCAUUUAAACACGAUGGCAACCCUAUAGAGCUGCAUAUAAGAAAUGCUUUUAAUCUUUCUAAGGUUUCAUUUGGUAGUGUACGAUAUCGAGGAGAUGUUUUGGCUUAUGCUUUCGAAUCCUUUUCAAAGUAUAAUUCGCAGUUGGAAUAUUUGAGAGGGAGGUUCGAUUAUUCUGCCUAGAUCCUGUUGCCGAGUUGCAGUGUAAUUUGGGGAUUAAUAAACCGCCUGCCAUGACCAACCUCAAGCAUCUAGAACUUGUUGUCGAAGGGUUGUAUGGUAAAAGCCUCCUUGGAUGGGCAGACUUGAUUGAAGCAUCUCCACUGUUGGAGAGACUGACUCUUAUGCAGCAUGUGGGGUGUAUCUAUAACCCUCCUCCCAACUGGAUGGUGAAGCGCAAUAAAUGCCCCCUCAAAAGCUUGAAGACACUAGAGCUUCGUGGAGAUAUCGGAUAUCCAAUUGACCUUGAGUUCGCUACUUACGUAAUUGAGAAUUCCAUCAUGCUCAAGGACGUGGAACUUGACUUCUGGCCCACUCUGAAUGCCAUGCAUAUUUCACAGCCAAAACCGAUGACAUAUGUGCCGGACCAUGUUUCAGAGAUCAAAAGAAUAGUGCCCCAAGGUUGUAACGUUCACGCUUCAUAUAUAGGAUUCAAGAAGACUUAUCUAGAGAAAUUCUCAUAAGCGGAUCGAAAGGACAGUUUGCCAUUCAAGUAUGCAUAUCUAUGAUCUAGUUGCAGAUUGUUUGCUCUUACUUGUCACGGACCACAAAAUGCUUUAAUUUAAUUUGAUCAGGAUCAUGUCCCCUUGAUAUUAGUUUAUUUUAAUUAAUUAUUAAUUUCUUUAUUUUUUA